This is a messenger RNA of Solea solea (common sole), 2406 nucleotides long. It is a transcript of the gene il1b, whose product is annotated as interleukin 1, beta. The transcript has 6 exons. Gene Ontology annotation, biological process: inflammatory response; positive regulation of gene expression; cellular response to lipopolysaccharide. Bases 1366 to 2160 code for a protein of 264 amino acids. Gene Ontology annotation, molecular function: cytokine activity. Lineage: Eukaryota; Metazoa; Chordata; Actinopteri; Pleuronectiformes; Soleidae. The record is from RefSeq and is a predicted model, not a curated record.
CUAAUCUCACAAUUUUGACCUUAAUCCCAGGAGCUGACUUUUUCUCAGAACUAAAAUUAACUUCUAUAGAGAUUUAUUUUUUUCCUCAGAAUUCUGACUUUAAUCCCAAUAUUCUGGCUUUGUUUCCUUUUUAUUUGUUUUUAUAAAACCACCAGCACCACUUCCUGACAUACUUGAAAUUGUAUUAUUGUCUAUUCAAUAUAUUUUCUAAACACUUUCUACACUGGUCAAAAAUGACAAAAAGAAAAGUACAUGAAGAAGAUUGACACCAUUCUUAACAUGCGGUCUGUGAUGACUUCCUGCAAUGGAAGUUACACAGUAAAACCCCCUCUCUGUGUGGUUGUUCAGAGGAUGUGGGGGUAGAAGCAUGAUGCCAGGUUUUUAUGUCAUCACCUCCGGGCAGAUUUUACAUGCAGCACAGAUCUGUCCCGCAGGUUAAUUUACCGUGGGAAUAAUACACAACGCCUUAUAUGGACAUCCUGGAGGUGUGUCUUUAUAGUUCAAAUAUUCAGGCUUUAAAAAAAUGCACAAAUUCACAAAUUCUAUACGGUUUUAAACAUUUUAAGUACCUUUUGCUCAGGUGUGUUUAUAUAGUCGGCGAAAAUUGUAUUUAUUUUUCAUCAGAUUGCCGAGGUGGUGCUGAAAAAAAGGAUAUAUUCUUAUAGCCUCUGUAUAUACUAUACGUUUAAACAUAGUAAUGGGACAAAGUAGCCAACAUGCUCUGUGCUCUAAGGGUUAAUUGGUCAUCAGAAAUUAAUGAAUUUUAUUUCUGAUUUUUUUUUUUCUGAAGCAGAGAGAGCUACGUCAUCAUGUCUGAAACAAGUCUUAUUUAUUGUUAUUAUUUAACAUUUGUUCUCACUUUACGAGUUUCAAAUAUACACUCUACUCUCUUAAAUUCUACUUCAUUUAAAUGUAUUUGGAAAACAGACUGGAAAAGCUUCUCUUUCACACACAUGCUAUCUGGACAUUUAAAGACCUGUAGGAGUCGAUGAAACUGAUGACACUUUGCACGAGUGAAGAAAGUGUCGGGUGAUUUGAGGUUUGUAGCAAGUGUGGUUUCUCUCCUGUGCAUGUGUGUGUCUGGUCUUUGUCUGUGUGUGUGUGUGUCUGUGUACGUGUGUGUGUGUGUGUCUAUGUCUGUGUACGUGUGUGUCUGGUCUGUGUGUCUGUCUGUCUGUCUGUCUGUCUUUGAUGUCAUCAUUUGUGAAAGGCUGCUUAUAAAAGCAGAAGUUUGAGACUCGGGCGCUCAGUGUGAACGACCGGGGAGAGAGAGAGAGACAUAUUGAGGCGACAGAGUUGACACCAAGGUGACCAUCACAAUCCUCACAAUCCUCACAAUCCUCACAAUCCUCACAUCGAAGGACAAUGAGCAACUUUGAUUUGUCUGACGCUCUGGAGAGCCCACUUGACUGGACCGCAGAGAAAACAGAGGGUCAAUCCUGCUGCUCUGACAUUGAGUGUGAUCCAGAUGAGAUCUUCAAACUCGACAUGGACCUCGAGCUGGUGGUUUCCCAGAACCCCCUCCCCAUGCACCGCGUGGUUUCCCUGCUGCUCGGAGCAAACAAGAUAAAAAAGUAUCUCCAGCGUAAAGGCCGUGGGCUCAGUGACGACCAGCUCUGCACGAUGAUCAUGAACAGCAUAGAGAAGACAGUUGUCGAGAGUGUGGGGACGUCCUCGUCCCCCUCGGGGCGCAGAAUCACCUUAAACCGCCUCCGCAGUUGGGAGUGUUGUCUGACUGACCGUGAAAAAAAGGACAUCAUCUGCACGGCCGCGUCCACAUCAGUGGAACUGUGCGCUGCGACGCUCAAAGGAGGGAACCACAGUCACAAAGCGACAUUUAAAAUGGCGUCAUACUCUGGUUCUGAGAUGACUGUUGCUCUGUCGCUCAUCAAACAGAAACUGUACAUUUCCUGCACCAUGAUAGAUGACAAAGCUGUGCUGCGUCUGGAGGAAUGUGACGAGAAGGAUUUAAAGGCCAUCAGCAAUGAAAGUGACAUGGAGCGUUUCCUCUUCCACGUCAAGGGGGUGGACGGCACCAGGUUUGAGUCUGUGAAGUGCCGCGGCUGGUUCAUCAGCACGUCCUACGAGGAAGAACUCCAGCCACUGGAGAUGUGUCAGGUGGACGCUGUCAACAGGGAAAUCGCCUUCAGCAUGAAGUGAAAACUCCAUGUGUGUUCACUGUGAAUGUCACCAUUUCCUCCACAUGACCAUUAGGUGGAGCUGUGUCUAACAGUUUGGUAAUGCUCUGUGAGGGUUGAGUCCAAUGUAACUCACUUACAAAUGUAAUAUUAAUUUCUUGCUGUGAGAGAUGUAUCUUCUUUGCUGGAGGGUUGUAACAGGAUAUUCCUUUGUUGAUUGUUGUUAUUUAAAUUAUAUAAAAAAAGAAGAAUAAAGAAAAGGAUAAGG